This is a messenger RNA of Oryza brachyantha (malo sina), 1028 nucleotides long. Its product is annotated as dehydration-responsive element-binding protein 1B. The record is from RefSeq and is a predicted model, not a curated record. Lineage: Eukaryota; Viridiplantae; Streptophyta; Magnoliopsida; Poales; Poaceae. Gene Ontology annotation, molecular function: DNA binding; DNA-binding transcription factor activity. Gene Ontology annotation, biological process: regulation of DNA-templated transcription.
CUCGCCGGCGAACCCAACCUUCUCUUUGCGACUGCACUUGCACCCCAUGGACAUGGAGGAGGCGCAUCUGGAGUACAGGACGGUGUGGUCGGAGCCACCCAAGAAGCCGGCGGGGAGGACCAAGUUCAGGGAGACGAGGCACCCGGUGUACCGCGGCGUCAGGCGGCGGGGGUCGCGCGGGAGGUGGGUCUGCGAGGUGCGCGUCCCGGGCCGCCGGGGGACCAGGCUCUGGCUCGGCACCUUCGCCACCGCCGAGAUGGCCGCGCGGGCGCACGACGCCGCCGUGCUGGCGCUGUGCGGGAAGGGGGCGUGCCUCAACUUCGCCGACUCCGCCUGGCGGAUGCCGCCCGUGCCGCCGGAGGCGGCGGCGCUCGCCGGCGCCAGGGGGGUCAAGGACGCCGUCGCCGAGGCCGUCGAGGCGUUCCAGCGGCAGCAGUGCCCGUCCCUGUCCGUCGCCUCCACGGCGCCCUCGUCUCCCGCCGAGACGGUCGCCGACGACAACGACGACGACGAUGACAAACACAUCUUGCCGGUGCCGGCGACGUCCCUCGUUCCCGACGCCGCGUUCGAGCUGCUCGACGACGGGUUCAGGUUCGGCGGGAUGGACGCCGGGUCGUACUACGCGAGCUUGGCGCAUGGGCUGCUCGUGGAGCCGCCGGCCGCCGGAGCGUGGUGGGAGGACGGCGAGCUCGCCGGCUCCGACAUGCCGCUCUGGAGCUACUGAUCUCGCCGGUCAGCAGCAGAAAUUUUGCACAAAUUUUGGACGAAUUUGUUUCCCCGGGAACAGAGUAGUUGGGAAUUUCGAGCAGAGUAGGCAGUGGGACUGAGGAAUGGCAAUUUUGUGAUUUUCAAAUUUGGUAGAUUUUCUCCUCCUUUUAUGUGAGAGCUUUCCCAUUUCUAAUCAUGGGGAGGCUGAUUUGUACUAGUACUAUUUUAGGCUGGUGAUAAUUGAACAAUGACUCAAUGAGUAACACGAUGAAUUUGAUCCGAAUUUGAGUGGACAGUCCAUGAAUUCAUGUGAAUUUACU